GCUUCGCCACCGAAUCCAUUGGUUGCGGAAUAUUUAGCGAAGCAACAAACUGCACUACGAGAAGCGCGCAAGGAUGCCGAAGCGGUUCGAAGAGCAUCGUCGGGUGACGACUCAUCGCCUGGGCGCGAAAAGCCAUCAUCUACUCGCCGUUCGCGACGUGGGCAUCGCGAGGCAGCAGCUUCGGGGGACAACACUGCUGAUAUUGUUGCGAAGGAAAAAUCGCCAGAGCCCACGACGACCACCGGUGGAUUUGGACAGGUUUCGAAAUCAUUUUGA
Molecule: messenger RNA, 276 nt
Organism: Gongylonema pulchrum
Lineage: Eukaryota; Metazoa; Nematoda; Chromadorea; Rhabditida; Gongylonematidae
Source: the annotation of a GenBank genome assembly